Cuscuta epithymum is the source of this 1975-nucleotide messenger RNA. The record is from the annotation of a GenBank genome assembly. Lineage: Eukaryota; Viridiplantae; Streptophyta; Magnoliopsida; Solanales; Convolvulaceae.
CUUAUUUGACCUUUUUUGGUUAGUACAUGGGCCUAUUUGCACCUUUUCCCAUGAUUUGGAUGAAGGCCUUCCCUCUGGCGUUUUCUCCGACUAGAUUGCAUCACUUGAUCCGGCCAUCCGGGUAAUUGGACUGAUCCAUCUCUACAGUUUUUUGUUUCGAUUUCCAUUUUCCUUUUGGGUAAGAGAUACGGAGUAUACGUUAAUACGUCAAAGUAUCAGCAGUUUUUCAUUCUUCCGUCAACUAAUUUGAUUUUUCAGUACAUUUUAGUUUUCAAUAAUCUCUACUUAUGUUUUUCUCGUAAUAAUUUGUAAUUUUAGCGGAUGGUAGUUUCGAGCUUGAAGAAGUACCUAUUGGCUAGUUCAGACCCAAUUUGUAACCAUUUACACGAUUGAGAUUUUGAGUUUAGGGCGUUGUAUUGCGAGUAUGAGACUCUCUUGAACAUAGUAUUUUUUUUUAAUUACUCAUUUUUCUCUAUAGAAUGCUCCUCGAUUUCCUUGACAGUUGCUUAAUUUCCCUUUAGAAUGUUCAUUUGCGUUUCCUUGAAUGAAUACAAAUAUCAUGAUGCAUCCGGAUAUGCUUUUUAAAAACUGUAGUUGCCCUAAGCAUGUGCAAAAUCACGGGCUGCUGUCUGUUUCUGAGAGUUCUUCUGUUUAUGUUUGUUUUUCAUUUUAGAAUUCUGUGACUUCCUUGAGCAGGUGUGACGAUGGUGUGCAAAAUCAGCACCAAAACUCUUAUUCUCUUGUAAGGAGAUCAGUCUAACAAAUCGAAUAAGAAUUUCAUCCUAUCAUUUAUUUCUCACAUAGAAGGUUCUUCUAAGAGAGCAUCCGGAUUCACACCAUUUUCACAUGGAGCACUCAAAGUCAAGCCAGAAUAAUUCUGCAGUCCAGUCACCCAAGAAUAUCUUCAUUCUAUCAGGCCAAAGCAACAUGGCUGGCCGUGGUGGAGUAGACAAGCACAAGCACUGGGAUGGAGUAGUUCCUUCUCAGUGUAGCCCUGACCCAUCCAAAAUCUUCCGUUUCAGUGCACAGCGUCACUGGGAGGUUGCUGCUGAGCCACUGCAUUACGACAUUGAUACCAAGAAGACCUGUGGUGUGGGACCAGGAAUGUCUUUUUCAAAUGCCAUGAAGGAGAGUGUAGGUGUUAUGGGCCUAGUGCCAUGUGCUGUAGGUGGAACUGCAUUAAAGGAGUGGGCACGAGGGGAACUUUUGUAUGAAAACAUGGUUAGUAGAGCAAAAGCUGCCAUUUGUGGAGAUGGCUGUGAGAUCAAGGGGUUAUUAUGGUAUCAAGGAGAGAGUGAUACAUUAUCGAAACAGGAUGCUGAGAGUUAUAAAUCUAAUAUGGAAACACUAAUACACAACUUCCGCUGCGAUAUGAAUUUGCCCUCUUUGCCAAUUGUUCAGGUUGCUAUUGCAUCAGGGGAUGAAAAGUACAUUGGAGAAGUAAGAAAAUCACAAAAGAUGAUUAACCUUCCAAAUGUGGUUUGUGUUGAUGCCUUAGGAUUGCAACUCAAGGAUGAUAAACUCCAUUUGACUACAGAAGCUCAGGUUCAACUUGGCAAAAUGUUGGCUGAAGCAUACCUUACCCAUUUUGCACAAAACAUUUCCUCUUCUGCUGAUCUUUGAAGCUUGGAGUGUCAUUAAAUUAAGAAUCACUACUUAAAACCAUCUCUCUGAAGAUUUAUUCUAAUAAUUAACCGAGCAUCAAGAAGCAUGUGUGAAGGGGCACACUAUUGUUCUCGAGCUUGCUUGGUUCGGGGAUUUUGGAGGGAAGGGAUGGGAGGGCAGAUUUUUAGUUUACUAUGCAUCUUUCUUUGUCGGUUUAAACAAAAAAUCACCUAAUGAUUAGUUAGAUCAUGUACUAGCUUUUACUCUUCAGUUUAUUUCCAGCCUAUUAAAUAGAAAUAAAUUGAAAUUUAUAACGAGGGUACCAAUUCAUGACAUAUACGGAGUAUAUUUAAUCUAUUUUUUUUUUCUA